AUGGCCAAGCUCAUCAUUGCCAGUAAGGCGCCUGUUGUGGCUUAUUCUGAAUUGAUUGCUGCCCGCCUUGUUAACAGUGCAAAAACAGAUGCUAUCGAAAUUGAGUUUGUUGAAGACAAAAAAAGCUCUCCUGCUACCUUUGAGGACAGCUGCGAUGAUGUCCUAAAGAGAAUUGUCCAGACUUAUCCUGAGGUUUUUAAGCACGGUUUUGAGAACUGUGACGAGUGGGCCAAACUAGCGUCGGAAGAGCUGACAGUCAAGAACUUCCAAAAGCUUUCCGUAUCGCUCGCCAAAUUAGAUGCCUGUUUAAACUUUAGAACCUUCAUCCUAGGAGGCACUACCUUUUCUGCGGCAGACAUUGCGUGCUGGGGGUCACUUAGAUCAAACGGUAUGGUCGGGUCAAUCAUUAAGAACAAGGUCUAUGUCAAUGUUUCUCGUUGGUACACGCUUUUGGAGCAGAUCCCAGAGUUUGGGUCUGCUCACGAGUUCCUUGUCAAGACCUUGCAAGAGUUGAAGAAGGCUUCCACUUCGAACAAGAAGAAAGAGACUCACAAAGCGAACUUCGAGAUUGACUUGCAGGACGCUAAAGUCGGAGAAGUGGUUACACGUUUCCCACCAGAACCAUCUGGAUACUUGCAUAUUGGCCAUGCUAAAGCUGCUAUUUUAAACCAGUACUUUGCUCAAGAGUAUAAGGGUAAACUCAUCAUUAGAUUCGAUGACACAAACCCUUCAAAAGAGAAAGAAGAGUUUCAGGACUCUAUCUUGGAAGAUUUGGAGCUUUUAGGAAUCAAGGGUGAUAGAGUCACUUAUUCUUCUGAUUACUUUCAAGAAAUGUAUGACUUGUGUGUCAAGAUGAUCGAAGAAGGAAAUGCAUACUGUGACGACACUCCAACGGACAAGAUGAGGGAGGAGCGUAUGGAUGGUCUAGCUUCUGCCAGAAGAGAUCGCAGCGUUGAAGAAAAUUUGAGGAUCUUCACUCAAGAAAUGAAGAAUGGCACUGAAGAGGGAUUGAAAAACUGUGUUCGUGCUAAAAUUGACUACAAAGCUCUUAAUAAGACACUGAGAGACCCUGUCAUCUAUAGAUGUAACCUCACUCCACACCACAGAACUGGCUCUACUUGGAAAAUUUACCCAACUUACGACUUUUGCGUCCCCAUUGUUGAUGCAUUAGAAGGAGUCACUCACGCAUUGCGUACUAUUGAAUACAGAGAUAGAAAUGCUCAAUACCAAUGGAUGCUUGACGCUCUUCAUCUAAGAAAGGUUCAUAUCUGGGAUUUUGCUCGUGUUAACUUUGUUAGAACCCUCCUCUCUAAGAGAAAAUUGCAAUGGAUGGUUGACAAGGACCUAGUCUCCAACUGGGAUGACCCAAGGUUCCCCACUGUGAGGGGUGUUAGAAGAAGAGGUAUGACUGUCGAAGGUUUGAGAAACUUUGUGCUGUCUCAAGGGCCCUCCAGAAAUGUCAUUAACUUGGAAUGGAACCUAAUUUGGGCAUUUAACAAAAAGGUUAUUGAUCCUGUUGCUCCUAGACAUACCGCGAUCGUUAAGCCUGUUAAGUUCCAUGUUGAAGGCGCUCCUCAAACGCCUGAUGUUCAAAUCAAACUGAAGCACAAGAAAAACCCAGCGGUUGGAGAGAAGAAGGUUAUCUACUAUGCUGACAUUCUGAUUGACCAGGAUGAUGCUGACGCCGUAACCGAAGGGGAAGAGCUCACUCUGAUGGACUGGGGUAACGCAAUUGUCACUAAGAAGAAUGCCGAUGGAUCUUUGACCGGUAAGUUGCACCUUGAGGGUGACUUCAAAAAGACAAAAUUGAAGCUGACCUGGUUGGCUGACACUGACGACAAGGUUGAUGUCGAUUUGGUUGACUUCGACCACCUUAUCACCAAGGACAAGCUUGAGGAAGGAGAAGACUUCGCGGACUACUUGACUCCUCAAACCGAAUUCCACGUUUCAGCUGUUGCGGAUUUGAAUGUCAAGGACAUGAAGAAGGGCGACAUCAUCCAGUUUGAAAGGAAGGGUUACUACAGACUCGACUCUUUCGCGACAGCUGACAAACCAUAUGUCUUCUUCGCCAUCCCAGAUGGCAAAUCCGUCAACAAAUACGGUGCUAAAAAAUAA
Messenger RNA from Lachancea thermotolerans CBS 6340, 2115 nucleotides. RefSeq names its product glutamate--tRNA ligase GUS1 (gene GUS1). Lineage: Eukaryota; Fungi; Ascomycota; Saccharomycetes; Saccharomycetales; Saccharomycetaceae. Gene Ontology annotation, molecular function: glutamate-tRNA ligase activity; ATP binding. Gene Ontology annotation, cellular component: cytoplasm; methionyl glutamyl tRNA synthetase complex; cytosol. The record is from RefSeq and is a predicted model, not a curated record. The transcript has a single exon. Bases 1 to 2115 code for a protein of 704 amino acids. Gene Ontology annotation, biological process: translation; glutamyl-tRNA aminoacylation.